Molecule: messenger RNA, 3140 nt
Organism: Xenopus laevis (African clawed frog)
Lineage: Eukaryota; Metazoa; Chordata; Amphibia; Anura; Pipidae
Gene: mafg.L
Product: v-maf avian musculoaponeurotic fibrosarcoma oncogene homolog G L homeolog
Exons: 3
Coding region: 849-1484 (211 amino acids)
Biological process (GO): regulation of transcription by RNA polymerase II; regulation of epidermal cell differentiation; regulation of DNA-templated transcription
Cellular component (GO): nucleus
Molecular function (GO): sequence-specific DNA binding; DNA binding; RNA polymerase II cis-regulatory region sequence-specific DNA binding
Source: RefSeq, a predicted model, not a curated record
AAUUGCCUUUAUAUCUUGGUAAACCUAUUAACACUGUUACAUAGAUUGUACAACCUUCUAUAUUGUAAGUACACCUGAAGGGUUUUAACAAACAUUAUAACUCAUAUCCAGCCCACAGGGGCAGGCUGAAGAAGCCCCUGUCCCUUUUUUAAUUUAUCCACAAGUUGAGUGGAAAUAACCCAUAAAAAUAUAUAACAAUUGGUGCAACUAGAAUAAAAGUUCUGCAGUUCCUCAGCACCAAGGGCCCCUGGUGGCAAUCAAUGAGCUUCUAUCACCUGUUUCUCUGAGUGGUCCUUUUUGGUACUAUAUGUGGGUUAAAAGGGAUUUCCACCAAAACACUGUUUUACAUAAUGAAAGAACCAUUGAAUGUUUAAUUAGUAAUUUAAAAAUUGCAUAGAAUUAUAUUUUCUUUCACUACGCAAAAAACUAUUUUUGGCUGAAGCACAGUACAGAUUCUAGUGUCAUGGUAAAUGCAACCUUGGUUUUAGAGUUUAAUAAAUCACAGUUAUAGGAAAUGGAAAUGGGCUAGCGUUCCCUGUCCUAUAGUUUGCUGUUGCUUACAUGUAGUAAAUUGAGCCGGUGCAGUUAUUAUUUGUGUCCCCCAGGUUACCAGUUUCUGUUGUGUCCAAAAGAUUAGCGACUUCUAGUAUCCAGCCUUUCAGAUGCAGAUUAAUAGAUGUAACAUUCUCAUCUGCUACCACUGACAAUCUGGGAGAAGGGUAAAGAAUAAAAUAUGCCAGACCUACAUUUCACAGACUUUUCUUUGCUUCCUGGUAUUGCGUGGGGAGGAACAUUGCAAUUCUUCUGCAUUCAGACAUGAGCUGCCCUUUCUUCUUGUGCUUAAUAGAAUGGCAUCCCGAUCUUUUGCAUUAAGCACCCUUGCUAUCAGUGACCUGGACGGUGCUCUGGGUGCUGGGCCUUUCAACACAAAGCGAUGGGCUCUUACUUUGGAGAAUAUCGGUGAAAGUUUGCUGGAACGAGGUUCCUGGGUUAUGACGACUAUCAGCAAAGGCAACAUCAAAGCAUUGAAGGUGAAACGAGAGCCAGGGGAAAAUGGCACAAGUCUUACAGAUGAAGAACUAGUUACAAUGUCUGUCCGCGAACUGAACCAGCAUCUCCGUGGCCUCUCCAAGGAGGAGAUUAUACAGCUAAAACAGCGCCGGCGCACGUUGAAGAACCGUGGCUAUGCAGCUAGCUGCAGGGUUAAACGUGUGACCCAGAAAGAGGAGCUGGAGAAACAAAAGGCUGAACUGCAGCAGGAGGUGGAGAAACUUGCAUCUGAAAAUGCCAGUAUUCGACUGGAGCUAAACUCAUUACGCUCAAAGUAUGAAGCACUUCAGAAUUUUGCUAGGACUGUAGCGCGCAGCCCUAUCAACACUCCUCGUGGGCCAUUCACACCAGGCAAUAGGCCCCUUAUACCGGGUAAAAUGGCCGCAACUAGUGUCAUCACCAUAGUGAAGUCCAAAACUGGCGCACGGUCAUAGGUGUGCGAUAGACAGGAAGGUCUGCUUUAAAGCACAAGCCGUUCAUGAUCAAGGGCAUUAAUUUAAGAAGAGGAAGUUUAUUUCCUAAUUGGUUAACAGGAGAAUAUGGCAGUUAUGUGCUCAGUUUCAGUUUCCAAAGAGCUGAACUAAGCUGGAGAUCUUUGUAAAAAGAGGAAGGAACUGAGCUGCCAGUGUGAAUCCCUGUAGCCCAGAAACUGCAGAUGAUGAGAUGUGUCUGCCUCAUGUCUUCAUGGGAACAAGCAUUUUGGUACAUAACAAGACAUAAGCAGUACUUUAUCUCACAGCUAUCCUUAUAAGAAAUGCUGGAGAAUGAAUAACACUUAUGUGUCCAUAAGCCUAAGCUUGAUCUUUUACAAGUAGAUGCAUCAAAACUGACUGUACUUGAGCUUGGAGGUUCUUGUUAAGUUGUGCUGCUUGCGGUGUUUGUAAUGUUGCAGUGUGAGGUAUGUGGUACUGUGCAGUUGUGCUUGUGUUGUGGUAGGUUAUGUGAAGGAUUAUAAAAGUAAUGCUACUUUUCCAGGUUGGUAUUGUAUUUUGACAUCAAUAUCCACAGUGUUGUAAUUUCAGACUAGGCUGGAGGUAGUGGCUCCUAGUGUGUGUGACUCCUACUGAAUAUUUUGUACUGUAAGACUGUUAUGCUGCUUGUGGGCCGGUGAGAUUAUUUAUUUUUUCGUGAUGUCAGUCUUUUGACAUUAUUGUUGUGAUUGGCUUUUGUGUAUGGCCCCGUGAGUUGUCAUAAUGUCAGAUAAAGCAGCUUAUGUGGGGGGGACUAUUGUGACUAUUUGUGGUGUGUGUUUGUGUGUAAGAUGCAGCCUCUCUCUAUAGUGUAUCUCUGCCAAAUAGUAGCUUGUAGCAUUCUGAAAAGGAUCCUAAACCCUAGAUCUCAGGGUACAUUACAUAUAUAAUAAUAAGAGUCUGAUCAUUCAGUGCUCCUAGCAAACUAAUGCAAGGGCAAGGUAAGUCAUUGUGCCAUACUCUACUUUCUUGUUAAGUUUGAAAUGUUAACAUAGUGACAUUUACUCCUCAUACCUAUAGAAGGCAAGUUCUUCCAUUCACCUAGGUGUCGGAUUUUAUAAUCUUAUAAAAUUAUAUUUUAUAAGAUAAAAAUGCAUUAUGUGGAGAGCCAAAGCAUUAUAUUUCUUCACACUGUUUCAGAAUAAACUCCCCAAUUUAAUGCAGGCAUAUCCAUUAUUUUGAGAUGGAUUUGGUUGGGGCAGUUGUGGAAAACAUAUUUUUAUACACAAUCAAAUAAUGUAAUAUGCUGCCUCAUAACCUGCCUUGUAUAUCUCUUUGCUCACUUUGUUUUGCUUUGUUUUGACCUGGGCACUGUCUGCAAGGAGUCUUUAUGUUCUUCUCUUGUCUGUUUCCUUUGAGUACGUAAGUACUAGUUUGUAUCUCACUUUCCAAAAACAUUCAGGCGGAUGAAACUGUAUAGUGUGAUAGAGAUUUUAAAUUGUAAUUUGCAAUGGAGCAGGGACAAAUAUAAAAGAUGAACAAUGGCUGCAAAGUGCUUGUAACUGUUUAGCACUUUGUAACGAAACUAUAAAAAAAUAAUAUGAAAAGGAACUUUCAAAUCUGAAGCUAUUUAAAUCCAUGUAAAUUUCCUGACCUUAAUAAAAAAAUAGUUUGACAUGC